AUGAUCAAUCUAAAAAAGGGUAAAACUGAAGUCAUGCUUAUUGGAACAGCUAAACGUUUAUCGCUAAAUACUAACGACUGCACUGCUAAUUAUAGAGACACUCAAAUCAACCAUGUUGUCUCUUACAAAUAUCUGGGAAUUUUGAUUGACAGUACACUAAACUUCAGCCAGCAGUUUGAUAGAUCAUACAAAAAAGCCAGUUCGAGAAUUAGACUGCUUGAAAGAAUUAGACCUAACAUCACUAAAAAAGUAGCUGAAAUGAUCAAUCGGUUGAUGAUUCUACCUGUUUUUAAUUACUGUUCGAUAGUUCAUUCUGAUCUCACCAAUGUUCAAAUUGACAAACUGCAAUCCCUUGCAAAUCGAGCUAGACGCAUUGUCAGUGAUCACGAAGUUAAAAUUCCGUAUAUUUACAGCGAGUUGUUGAAACAGUCGUGCAUGUUUGUGAGGAAGUGUUUGGAUGGAAAUGUUUGUGCUAGCUUCGAAAACUACUUUGAAAAGGUGAAUCACCAAGUAAACACAAGAAGCUCGAAUACCUCAAUAAAACUUCCUAAAGUAAAACUUUCAACAUCAAAGAAGUCAUUUUAUUAUUUUGGAGCAAAAUUAUAUAAUGAGCUCCCUUCGCAUAUAAAACCUGAAGAAAAUAUUCAAGGAUUUAAGAUUUUGUUAAAUGAUCACGAUUUUUAA
This is a messenger RNA of Hydractinia symbiolongicarpus, 684 nucleotides long. RefSeq lists its product as uncharacterized. Bases 1 to 684 code for a protein of 227 amino acids. The transcript has a single exon. Lineage: Eukaryota; Metazoa; Cnidaria; Hydrozoa; Anthoathecata; Hydractiniidae. The record is from RefSeq and is a predicted model, not a curated record.